AUGGCCGGUCUUAUGGCAUCCCUCGGCCCAGAACAGCGAGUUAUGCUUGUACUGGCGGAUGACGAGGACAGCGACAGCUCAUGUGACGAGAGCACAGAUUACGCAGACUCCGAUAUCAAAUCAGACGCCCUACCUCAACCUAGACAAGUCGUUCAACUAUCUCAUUUACCAAGCUGGCUGGCAACGUCUGUGAAGAGGUUGAUGAUGCGUCAGUGCUUCGCCUGGCGCUUGGGAUGUGUUCAGGUCUUCUUCGAGGUCAUCGUCCACGACCUGCUGAGUGUAUCGUUCCUUGAGGGCUGUGAUCAGCAGAUCGAGAUACGCGUGCGGAAAACAAACAACUGA
Clonostachys rhizophaga is the source of this 342-nucleotide messenger RNA. The record is from the annotation of a GenBank genome assembly. Lineage: Eukaryota; Fungi; Ascomycota; Sordariomycetes; Hypocreales; Bionectriaceae.